AUGGAUGAGUUCAGUGACCUAAACAGAUCAGCGGACGAUAAUGAGGAGUAUUCCACGGAGAGCGACUUGAAUGAGAAGGAAAAUGACGUGAAGGACGCGACGAGUGAAAUGGACAGGGAGGCGAUGAGUGACGUGGAGAAGGAGGCAGUGAGUGAAGUAGAGGGGGAGACGAUAAGUGAUGUGGAGAAGGAAGCGAUAAGUGACGUGGAAAAUACCUUAAAUGACGAGCAGAAGGAAACCGCAAGUGAUGCAGAAAGGGAAUUGCUUCACGAGGUCGAAGAAGAGGACGUACACGACAAAGAGGAGGAAGAUUUACAGGACGAUGAUGAGGAUGUAUUACAGGACGAUGAUGAGGAUGUAUUACAGGACGCUGAAGAAGACGUCUUACAGGACGAUGAAGGGGACGACUUAGACGACGUCAAAAGCAUCAACGAAGAGGAUGUCGAACAGGUUGCGCCAAACACGGGUAUGAUGAACGACCCUGUAGUAAGUGGCGGCGUCUACCAAAGUGACGAUCACCACCAUGGUGACGACCCCGACGGAGCGAACCACCUCUUUCAAGACCCGCAAGAAAUCGGUUCCAGCGAAGACACACACAAAAAGGAGGAUGAUUACUCUCACACCCUGAAUGAACCUCCCACCCACAAAGAACAAUUCAGUGAAACCAUGAACGAAACAAAUAAUCCCCCCAGUAAUGGUGAGGGCAAAAAUGACCAGAUCAACAAAGAUACCUUUCCCUCCUUGGAUCCCAUCGAAUUUGACAAAAAAAGAUAUGAACACUUUUUAAUAUACCCAUCGUAUCAGAAAAACAUGAGUUUAUCUGAAGGCAUUAAUAAAAAGCUUACCUUCCCUUCUUUGUCUCCUACAGAUUUUCCUAUUCCUGGAAAGGAGGAAGAAAGCAUCACCAUGUAUCAUUUCAACCCUGAAAAAUUUGGGUACAAAUACAAUAACGGCUUGAAUCCUUCUGAGGGCUACUUGCUGAUUUACCCCCACGUAUCCCACCACUCCGUGCCCCCCAAAAUUAAGAAAAAAAAACUGCGCUGUUGUUAG
This is a messenger RNA of Plasmodium coatneyi, 1050 nucleotides long. RefSeq lists its product as uncharacterized. The record is from RefSeq and is a predicted model, not a curated record. Bases 1 to 1050 code for a protein of 349 amino acids. Lineage: Eukaryota; Apicomplexa; Aconoidasida; Haemosporida; Plasmodiidae. The transcript is spliced from 2 exons.